GAUAAUCUACACAUAAGCUGCUAUGAAUGAUAAUUUAUGUAAUUGUAUUUGUGUACCUGUACGUGAAUAAACUUAUUUAUAGAGUAAGUAAGGGAUAAAGUAAGGUACAGAUAUACAUAAAUAGUUACACAAAUUAUUAUAUAUUGUAAUGUGUGUAAAUUACCAUUGGCCCGUGGUCUGGUAGGCAACGUUCACGCUUCUUACGUUCAGUGUCUAUGGUUCAAUCCCCGGCAAGAGUGGAAACACUGGGCUUGUUUCCUUAUACAUAUUGUCCAUGUUCACCUAGCAAGCAAAUUAACUCUAUGGUUGACAUAGUGUAUUGUGGCACAAGGAUGGCACCAGAGGUUGUAGACAAUGAGAGAGGGACUGAUGCAGAAAUUCCAUUACAAGUGGCUGAGGACUUCCAAGAGGAGUACUUUACCAGUUACGAAGAUGUGGAGAUCCACAGAUUGAUGGUUAGUGGAUUCCCCCCGGAACAAAAGCAUAUAUGCUCGAUCAAUCAACAACAACAAGCACUUGUUUAA
Messenger RNA from Cherax quadricarinatus, 524 nucleotides. RefSeq names its product protein arginine N-methyltransferase 1-like. Gene Ontology annotation, biological process: peptidyl-arginine methylation. Gene Ontology annotation, molecular function: protein-arginine N-methyltransferase activity. Lineage: Eukaryota; Metazoa; Arthropoda; Malacostraca; Decapoda; Parastacidae. The record is from RefSeq and is a predicted model, not a curated record. Gene Ontology annotation, cellular component: nucleus.